AUGGUCGAUUGCGAACCGAACCCUGGCAACGCGGUGUUCCAGGACCAGCCGGCCAUUGUCGUCGAAGUUCUUUCCGAUAGCACACGCCGCCAGGACUCACUCGAAAAGCGCGAGAAUUACCUGACGAUCCCAUCGCUGAAGGCCUACCUAUUGGUGGAGCCCGACGAGGCGAAGGUGAGCGUCUACCGCCGCCGCGUCGACGCCGCCGACCUCGACUCUUUCGAAGCCCCGCUCUACAUGGGCCACGAAGCCGUCAUCCCGCUCGAUGAGAUCGAGGUCGAACUGCCGCUGGCGGAGGUUUACGUGCGGUUCAAGUUCGAGGCUUGA
This is a messenger RNA of Symbiodinium sp. CCMP2456, 327 nucleotides long. The record is from the annotation of a GenBank genome assembly. Lineage: Eukaryota; Dinophyceae; Suessiales; Symbiodiniaceae.